Molecule: messenger RNA, 3494 nt
Organism: Oncorhynchus masou masou (cherry salmon)
Lineage: Eukaryota; Metazoa; Chordata; Actinopteri; Salmoniformes; Salmonidae
Gene: carnmt1
Product: carnosine N-methyltransferase 1
Exons: 8
Coding region: 39-1274 (411 amino acids)
Biological process (GO): carnosine metabolic process
Cellular component (GO): nucleus; cytosol
Molecular function (GO): carnosine N-methyltransferase activity
Source: RefSeq, a predicted model, not a curated record
AUUGUUCGAUUGGAUGGGUCUGAGUACAACAUUCAGACAUGGCGGAAGGAACGGUGGACCAGGUUACUGAUGGAGAGCAAGAAGAAGCAUAUUUUUAUCGAGAAAGGAGUAAAUGUACACCAGAAGAGGAGACAAAGCUCGAAAGGCAACACUUUUGGAAAGUGAUCGAUGCGUUUAGAUACUACAGGAUGCAUGUUCAAGAGCGGGUGAAUCGAGCAGAGCGUCAGUUCCAGAGUCUUCCGGAGCAUCACCAGCUGCUGCUGCCCGGGGUCUUGCCCAACCUGGCCCGUAUCCGCCGCAGUGUGGACCACAACCAGGAGGUGCUGCAGGCUAUCGUGCUCAACUGUAUCCACAUGUUUGAGAACAUGGAGUAUGGUGACGAGGAUGACCUGAGGAAGGUGGGUACGUCUUCCACGUUCGACAUGGACAAGCUCAAGUCCACCAUUAAGCAGUUUGUGCGUGACUGGAGCGAGGCCGGCCAGGCUGAGAGAGACUCCUGCUACCUGCCCCUCAUCCAAGAGAUCCAGAGACUCUUUCCCAGCAACAAGUGUGAUGUGUCCAAGGUGAGCGUGCUGGUUCCGGGGGCAGGGCUUGGUCGCCUGGCAUGGGAAAUCGCUCGUCUGGGUUAUGCCUGCCAAGGCAACGAAUGGAGCUUCUUCAUGCUCUUCUCCUCAAACUUCGUCCUCAACAGGUGUGAAAAGGUCAACUCCAUGACCCUGUACCCCUGGAUCCACCAGUUCAGCAACAACAAGAGGUCAUCUGACCAGACGCGGCCAAUCAGCUUCCCAGACGUCAACCCCCAGAGCCUGCCUCCAAACUCGGACUUCUCCAUGGUGGCUGGGGACUUCCAGGAGGUCUACACAGAGCCUAACACCUGGGACUGCGUGGCUACCUGCUUCUUCAUCGACACGGCGCACAAUGUCAUCGACUACGUGGAGACCAUCUGGAACAUUCUGAAGCCUGGAGGCGUGUGGAUCAAUCUUGGCCCACUGCUGUACCACUUUGAGAACAUGGCCAACGAGCUCUCCAUCGAGCUCAGCUACGAGGACGUCAGGGCAGCAAUUUUAAAAUAUGGAUUCCAUUUGGAGGUGGAGAGAGAGUCUGUCCCCACCACCUACACGGAGAAUGAUCAGUCCAUGCUGAAGUACCUGUACGACUGUGUUUUCUUUGUGGCAAGGAAACCUGACCAUCUGUUUGCCAACGGUUACCAGGUGGUCCAUAAGAACAGACCGGAAGUGUCGCAACGGCGAGAGAGCUGCGACAGUCUGACGUGACAUCGUCUGUCAUGACAUUGCAGAGCAACAACCGGAAAAAAAACACAAUUGGCCACCACCAAGAGCAUAAAAAAAAUUGUAAGAUGACAGAAACACAAGUCAAUGGACAGGUUUGCUUUCAUGUUUCUUCUUCUUUAUAUUGUCUCAUCGCCAGAGCUGCCAAAUCACCCUCCUUCCUCCCCUGAGCCUUUGAGAUUGAGACAGAGGCCUAUUAUGAACUCAAGUGACUAAAUCUUUCAGCACAGGACUGUUUGUCUUCAGUUAAAGAGGCAAAGUGACGCCUCUAUCUCCAUGGUGACCUGAUGUAGUUGCAUGCGUGUCAGAGACCCGCCUCUACGUCUUCCCAUUGUAUUUAUUUUGUAAAAUACAGUUACCAACUCUGGCUAUUUAUAGUAAAACAAAAAAGAAAUUUCACUUAAAAUAAUUUGCUGAAGUGGCUGGAGUUGGUUAUUUUAACCUAUAUUGUAUGAUUGGACACAGAUUGAGUUUCAGCAUUACACCCUGGAUCUAGUUACUGUCUCACUUAAUAAAGAAAAACAAUUAUUUAAAACAAAUAAAACGUUUCAUUGACUGAGAGGGAUUGUCUAAUUUUCCUAACUCAAUAGUGUCUUUAGGGUCAUUCCAUGAAAAGUGCCUUUGAUAUUAAGUAUUAAUUGUGCACCAAUAUUGCAUUUUUAAAAGCCUGAUAUUUAAAUGAAGUGCCCUUUAAUAUAGACCACAUUGAGAAUUCAAUAAAUCCAAUUUUUCUUAUAUGAAUAAAGACUUACUCAUGUGCCAAAAAUCCCUCUGUACACCCUCUGUGACUUCUAGAAUGAUUUUAACCCACUUAACCCCAACAUUUCUCCAAGCUUUCACAAUCAUUGUAAAGAUCCAGUUAUUGUGUUGCUUUGACAGUCAUUUCUGAAGAUUAUAAUUUAUUUCAUGUGAUUAGUGAUUCAUUUACACCUGUCCCUCAUUUUAAGGUCACGCAAACUGAACUCUCAAAAACUGAGCGGAUCGAGCAUAGAUCGACAUUCUAGAAAUCAUUUAACAAUAAAUACAUGUUUGUGAAGCUUGCAUUCAAUUGCCACUCCCAGUUGCACACAAGCUUCCAUUCUGUCAAAAGGGUGAUUUAAGAUGAAGCCAUUGUUUACUUUAUUUGACACUUACUAGUCAUUUUUGUUAUUUGACCUUGAGAUGGGAAAACUCGUUUUUUAUUAAGUAGAAUAUGUGCCCUUUAUGGCAGAAUGUUAAAAUUAGGUGAAAGCAAUGUUUUUUUAAAUGUAUUAUAUGCACAUCUAUAUACACCUCAUCAGCCCAGCCAGGCAAUUUAUAAACUCUAUUAAAAACUCUAUUAGACAUUCUCUCACAUUUCUUUUAGACUAAUAUUUAGUUUUCAACUUCGGGGAUUUGUAUAAACCAUGCUGUCUGUCUCUCUGACAUUUGCAACAUUGUUUCAAUAUUUACAUUUGAUCUCCUGCUGUCGCAUAGUAAUGAACGUGACGAGACAGACAGGCAGGCAGCAUUUUUCAGCCAGUCAAAAUCAAGAAUCAGCUGGCAUCAUUUUUAUGGAUCUAUACAAAAAAAUGUCAGUUGAAAAAAGGUCAAACAAAACGCAGCUAAUUUGCAAUCUUUCCAGCUUCAGUUUGAAGUGAUUGUGUUACUGUAGCUGUGUAACUAGAUCCUCUGAACAACAGUGUCCUGACGAGUGAGCGCAUUUUCUAUGCCAGGCAUAAUUGUGCCUCAUUGGCUUAUUGUUAUGGAUGUAUCCAAAUAAAUGUCACUAGAAAACAGCUUACUUUGCUGUUAUUCUGGCUGCACUUUUUGACAUGACUGUAAGUUAGUUGUAGUUGGCUAGCUAGCAAGCAAGUUAUAAGAAUGUUGCCAGCAAGUAUGGCAAUGGAACAUUCUGUAUCUAUGGGGUCACGCCCAUAGAUACAGAAGAAAAAGACUGAACGACUGGGUCGCGUCUCUAGCAACCAUAGAUUUGUGUCGGGACUAGAUCUAGUAUGAAUAAAUUAAUCAAAAUGACGUUUUUUAUGAAAAUAUGUCAAUCAUUAUUUUAAUAUGUUGGUUACCUGUUGUAUAAAAGUGAUAAUGCCCUCGAAGGCGCCCCGGGCCUAACAAAACCUAACAACACUUAAAUAUGAAUCUCAUAUUCCCUCUGUGUGCAGUUAUACACUGCAAUAAGUUGUAGCAUUAUGCCUAAUUAUGAUCAAUGUUAUAAAGUAUGCAACAACU